CACUACCAGAAAACAUCUUCCCUCACAACAAACCGAACAAGCUAAAGUAACGAAAACAAAACAUGGGAAGCCUCAAGUCUCUCACUCUCUUGGCUUUGCUUCUCUCCUUUUCUCUCGGUGUCUUUGCCGAGACAUCCAACGAUGCCGCUACACAUGCUAAUGAUGAAGUGAAGCCAAGUGAAGCGACCGAUGCCAUAGAGCCACAACAACGUGGCGGUUGUAGGUACGGUUGUUGUGGAGCCUAUGCUUUUGGACGGUGCAGCGCUUGCUGCAGCCGACCCAAGGCUGUGGAGGCCAUGGAUACUAAGGCUGUUGAGGUCAUCGAUGUUGAGCCUCAGCAGCGGGGCCGUGGUGGUUGUAGGUACGGAUGUUGUGGUAGCUACGCUUUUGGACGGUGCAGUGCUUGUUGUAGCCUCAGCCAGGCCCAGGCCGUGGUUGAAGCCGUGGAAGGUGUUGAGCCUCAGCAGCGUGGCCGUGGUGGUUGUAGGUACGGAUGUUGUGGUAGCUACGCUUUUGGACGGUGCAGUGCUUGUUGUAGCCUUAGCCAGGCCCAGGCCGUGGUCGAAGCCGAAGUUGAGCCCCAGCAACGCAGCAGGUGUAGGUACGGUUGCUGCGGAAGCUACGCUUAUGGGCAGUGCAGUGCUUGUUGUUCCAAGAAGACUACCCAGGAAGAAGCUAAGCCAUGAAUUCUUUUGUAAUACAAACUGUGUUUGUAUGCAUGGAAUGCAUGGUUUAUUUUACUAUUACGUAUGAAUGUCAAAAUAAGAGAUAAAUGUUGCCUACAAGACCUCUAGCUCAAUAAAAAAGUCGUAGGUUAAUAUUAUGUGUUUUAUUAUGUAGUGUUUUUCUCCUGAAGAUUAUAAUAAUAACAACUGUUUCAAUAUCAAA
Messenger RNA from Raphanus sativus (radish), 888 nucleotides. RefSeq names its product late embryogenesis abundant protein M17-like. The record is from RefSeq and is a predicted model, not a curated record. The transcript is spliced from 2 exons. Bases 63 to 686 code for a protein of 207 amino acids. NCBI's taxonomy places the organism in Eukaryota, Viridiplantae, Streptophyta, Magnoliopsida, Brassicales, Brassicaceae.